AUGGGUGCUUAUGGAGGAGCGGGAAGGCAAGUUGCAGGAGCGGUGGAGAUGUAUCAGAGCGAGGUCAACAACACCAUGUUCGUGCAUUAUGUUCGCACCAUCGUGCAGCCUAUGAUGCUCUCUCUGAAGAAACUCGUCGAUCCCAAGAUCAAGUUAGAGCUGAAGGUCGGCCGAAACAACUCGAGAGAGAAGGGCAUCGUGGAAGAGUCGAGCAAGCUGAAAGCGACGACGCUGGUUCUAGGAACCAAUGCUCGAGGAAUGUUCAGCAUGCGGGGCAAGUCAUCGAGUACCGGAGCGUACUGCGUUCGUUAUAAGCCUCACGGGCUCUCCGUUUUUGUGAUUCAAAAGUAUAAGGUCGUGCUGUAUAAGGAAUCGGAGGGCUCGCCCUUGUCAUCCGCUUCGGGGAGUCCUGCUGGCUCGGGUCGUCUGAUGCCAGGCUCGGGAGGGUCUGGCCAAGGCUCGGGUUCCCUCGAACCGACCUACAGCGGCGGGUUCAACGAAUCAGGAGGAAGAAGCGGCGAGUAUGACGAAUCUGGCGGAGGGGGAUACGGAGCCCCCAUUGGCGCAUCCUACGGCCAGUACCAGCAGUACCCUGCACGCGGGGGAGCUCCGCAAGGGGGGGGCUGGGGCGGCGGCGGCGGUGGAGGAAUGAACGCGCCAUACGGGGAAAUGAUGGGGGGGGGAAUGCGCGGAGUAGCGCAGAGAAGCCAGUACGACAGCAACGACUCCAGCCCACAAGGCUCGGGACCCAUGCAGCCGUCCUACAUGCCCGCGUCCGGCGGCGGCGGAUCCGGCAGCCUGCAAUCGCGAUUCUCCAUGGACGGGGGGAGCAUGGACAGCUCCCCCGGCGGCGGCGGCGGAGGUCCCAAGGGCGGGAGCGAUAUCCAACAGGCCGCGGCGCUGUCGGCGCUGGCGUGGUCGAAGCAGGCGGCGAACACGGCCGAGGGACAGAAGCUCCAAUCCGAUUACCUGGCGGAGUUCGACGCGUGGAAGCGGGCCAAUCAGGCGGCGACGUUUCAGCAGCAGCAGGACUUCAUGUCGGAUCUCCAGUCGCGCAUGACCAAGGCGCGCGCGGCGCUCGCGGGGCUGCAGCUGGGGGAAGGGGGAGGGGGAGGGUCGCCUGCGGGCGGUGGUGGGGGGGAGAUGAGGGGUGAUGGUGGCGGUGGUGGGGGUGGGAUGCAGCAUUCGUAUCCCGCGGCCAUUCCUGCUCCUGUUCCAGCUGCUUCGGACGUUUCCGCUGUUGGCGGUGGUGGUGGCGUUGAGGUGAGGAGCUUGAAAUAUGAGUCUAAGAAGCUGCCUCUUCUCCUUCUCCUUUCUCCCUCCCUCCCCUUCCCCCCCCUCCCUCCCUCCCCUUCCCCCCCUCCCUCCCUCCCCUUCGCCCCCUCCUUCCCCCCUUUCCCCCCGCUUUCCUACGCCCUCUUGAAUGACCUACGGCGCGAGCUGGAGCUGAUGCGGCAGCGCGCGGCGGAGGCGGAGAAGGCGCGCCUGGAGGCGGAGCAGCGCGCGCAGCGCGCGCUCUCCGAAGCGGACCGCUCUCUCCGCGAGGUGGAGGCGCAGAACAAGCGGCGGGAGCUGGAGACGGCGGUGCGCAUCGAGAUGGCGUCGCAGGAGGCGGCGCGCGCCAUGGCGGCGGCGGAGGAGGCGCGGAAGCAGGCGGAGCUGGAGGCGCAGAAGACGGAGGUGGCGAUGAAGCAGGCGGCCAUGACGCGCGCGGCGCUGGAGCUGGAGGAGAAGCGGCGGCAGGAGGCGGAGAAGAAGGCGAAAUCGGAAAAGGGCAGCAUGCGCAUGAUGGCGAACUAUCGGGAAUACUCGUAUGACGACAUUGUGUUUGCGACAGAGAACUUCAAGCCGGAUCGCAAGCUGGGCGAGGGCGGGUUUGGGACGGUGUUCUCCGGCACGCUGCACCACACGCCGGUGGCAGUGAAGGUGCUCAAGAACACGGACGCCAUGCAGGCCGCGCACGAGUUCCAACAAGAGGUGGAGGUGCUGAGUCAGAUUCAGCACCCGCACGUGGUGAUGCUCCUUGGCUGCUGUCCCGACAGGUACUGCCUCGUCUACGAGUUCAUGGCCAACGGCUCUCUAGAGGACCGCCUGCUCUGCGCCAACAACUCCCCCCCUCUCCCCUGGUACAUCCGCAUGCGCGUCGCCGCCGAAAUCGCCUCCGCGCUCCUCAUCCUGCACACGCGCCCCGUGCCCAUCGUGCACCGCGACUUAAAGCCCGGGAACAUCCUCCUGGAUAAGAAUUUCGUCGCGAAGCUCGGAGACGUCGGGCUCGCGAAGCUCAUGCCCGGGCUCUCCAUGGAUCAGACCUACAUGCGGGAAUCGGUCCCGGUCGGCACCUUCGCGUAUGUCGACCCGGAGUUCCAACGCACGGGGGAAUUCGGCCCGAAAUCCGACGUGUACGCGCUCGGAAUCGUGCUCCUCGAUCUCCUCACCGGGCGCAAACCCAACGUAUACGAAGGGCUAGAAGAAGCCGUGGACGACGGGGACGAGGAGGCGAUGAGAGAGUUUCUAGAUGAGCGCGCAGGGAAGUGGCCGCUGGAUAUAGUCAUGGAGGUUGCGAAAAUCGCGGUGAAGUGUUCGGAGAUGAGGCGGAAGAAGCGGCCAGAUCUGGAGACGCAUGUGAUGCCCGUGCUGGAUAAGGCGCGGGCGAGAGCGGUUCAGGCGGAGGAGGAGGCGAGGAGAACGCCGGCGAAGCGAUCGAUUGGUGAUGCGCCCAGCAGCCUCUUCUGCCCCAUCACUCAGGAGAUGAUGGUGACCCCAGUGCUGGCAGCGGACGGGCACACGUACGAGAAGGAGGCGAUAGAGUCGUGGCUGGAGAGCAGCGACCGCUCGCCCAUGACCAACGAGCAGCUGCCCUCCAAGGACCUCGUGCCCAACCAUGCCGCCCCUCCCCACCCUCUCACCUUCUUCCCCACCCUCUCACCUUCUUCCCCACCCUCUCACCUUCUUCCCCACCUUUUCGCCCUCUUCCACCCCCUCUCACCCCUCUCAACCGCACAGGAGAUGAUGGUGACCCCAGUGCUGGCAGCGGACGGGCACACGUACGAGAAGGAGGCGAUAGAGUCGUGGCUGGAGAGCAGCGACCGCUCGCCCAUGACCAACGAGCAGCUGCCCUCCAAGGACCUCGUGCCCAACCAUGCCAGAACCCCAUUCCCGUCGCCAUUCCUCUCACCCCUCUCAUCGCCCACCACGCUGUCCUCGAGUUCGCCAAAUCGCCCUCCCGUCUCCCAUUCCGUCGCGCGUCACGUCGCCAUCUCGUCGCCCGUCCCGUCGCGCGUAACGUCGCCCUCUCUCCCCUCCUCUCCUCCCGUCGGCCUCUCUCACGCCCCUCCCUACCCAUCGCGCUCUCUCUCUCCGCUCCCUUCCCGUCGCCCUCUCUCGCGCCCCUCCCUUCCCGUCGCCCUCUCUCUCUCCGCGCCCUUCCCGUCGCCCUCUCGCUCGCCCCUCCCUUCCCGUCGCCUUCUCUCUCUCCGCGUCGCCCUCUCUCUCGCCCCUCCCUUCCCAUUGCGCUCUCCCUCCGCUCCCUUCCCGUCGCCCUCUCUCUCGCCCCUCCCUUCCCGUCGCCCUCUCUCUCUCCGCGCCCUUUUCGUCGCCCUCUCUCUCGCCUCUCCCUUCCCGUCGCCCUCUCUCUCUCCGCGCCCUUCCCGUCGCCCUCCCGCUCGCCCCUCCCUUCCCGUCGCCUUCUCUCUCUCCGCGUCGCCCUCUCUCUCGCCCCUCCCUUCCCGUCGCCCUCUCUCACGCCCCUCCCUUCCCGUCGCCCUCUCUCUCUCCGCGCCCUUUUCGUCGCCCUCUCUCUCGCCUCUCCCUUCCCGUCGCCCUCUCUCUCUCCGCGCCCUUCCCGUCGCCCUCUCGCUCGCCCCUCCCUUCCCGUCGCCUUCUCUCUCUCCGCGUCGCCCUCUCUCUCGCCCCACCCUUCCCAUUGCGCUCUCCCUCCGCUCCCUUCCCGUCGCCCUCUCUCUCGCCCCUCCCUUCCCGUCGCCCUCUCUCUCUCCGCGCCCUUUUCGUCGCCCUCUCUCUCGCCUCUCCCUUCCCGUCGCCCUCUCUCUCCGCGCCCUUCCCGUCGCCCUCUCUCUCGCCCCUCCCUUCCCGUCGCCCUCUCUCUCUCCGCGACCUUUUCGUCGCCCUCUCUCUCUCUCCGCGCCCUUUUCGUCAUCGUGA
Molecule: messenger RNA, 4161 nt
Organism: Closterium sp. Naga37s-1
Lineage: Eukaryota; Viridiplantae; Streptophyta; Zygnematophyceae; Desmidiales; Closteriaceae
Source: the annotation of a GenBank genome assembly